This is a messenger RNA of Pelagomonas calceolata, 629 nucleotides long. The record is from the annotation of a GenBank genome assembly. Lineage: Eukaryota; Pelagophyceae; Pelagomonadales; Pelagomonadaceae.
GUCUGGCAAUGGAGCGCCUUUGAGGCAUCCUUUGCCGGCCUGGGCAGCUCCAGCACUGCCCGCGACCUAGAGAACUGCCCGGGGGCAGCCCGCAUACCCGUGCGCAGCGGUGCGGGCAGCGAUGCCGGUCUGCGAGGAGAUCGAUGGCGAAGACGAAGAGAUUGUGAUGACAGUGCUCGGCUCACUGGAGGACCUGCUCUAUGAGCCCAUAAGCAUCGGUGGUGGCGGCGACUCGAGCGACAGCAGCGAUGACGACGCCUGGAACUCGUGCGAGUCGAAGGAGGGCCACUCGCUGCGCGACGAGAUCGAGACCUUCGCGGAUCGUGCGAUGGCGGCCGACGACGACGCUGGCGACGGCGAAUAUCCCUUGGUUUGGACGGAGCUUCACCAUGCUUUCAAGAGCCUGGUCGAGGGUCACGUGCAGGGCGUCCUGGAGAGGUCACAUCACACGCCGCAGAGCUUUGUGCGCCUCGUCGAAACGAUCGAGAAGCGCGAGGGCUGGACCUGGGCGCGCGAUGGCUGCCGCGAGGUCGUCUCGCUGCUGCGCGAGGUCGACGACUUUGAAACGUGGGCCCGCGAGCUACGGCGGAAGGCCGCCGCGCGGCGGGAGCGGGCGAGGCAUAAGUAGU